AUGCGUAAUGGUUGGACUGUGCGCAGGAUUGAUACCACACAGGACGUGGUUGUCAUCACGGGCGGUUGCAGUGGCAUUGGUCUCGUGACUGUUGGAAUGCUUGCUGCAAAAGGAUUGCGUGUUGCUAUCCUGGACCGCAACCCAUUGCCUACUACAUCACCUGUGACGGGCAACAGUCGAGUCAAGUUCUUCGAAUGCGACAUUACUGAUCGCGAGCAAGUGAUGCGUGUUGCACAAGAUGUCAAGGCUGCUAUGGGCUCACCUACGAUCUUGAUCAACAAUGCAGGUAUCGUUCGAAAGCAAGCAAUCAUGGAAUCGACGGAGGACAACAUCAACCGAACAAUGCAAGUGAAUGCCAUUUCCCACUAUUGGACAACACAAGCAUUCGUACCUUCCAUGAUUGCCGCUAAUCGUGGUCAUGUCAUCACGAUUUCUUCUGGCGCUGCAUUCCUCAGUGCACCGAAGAUUGGUGACUACAAUAUGUCCAAGGCCGCUGCCACCUCCUUCACGGAGACUUUGCAGUGUGAAUUGCAGUACAUCCACAAGACGCCCGGUGUUCGCACGUCGACCAUUCACCCAUUGUACACGGCUACAGCACUCCUCAAGAAUGAUGACUUUGGCAAGCAAAGCAGCAAGCUCGUGACUUCUGCUCAGCCUCCUGAGGAUGUUGCUCGAAUGAUUGUGAGGACUGUGAUGGAGUACGAGAGCCGAUUCUUGGUGUGUCCUGAAAAGAUGAACAUGUUGAUUGGUAUGCGUAACUGGAAGGAGUGGGCACAGGUGUAUCUUUACAACGGUCUUGCUGAGAGUGUACUUGAAUAA
Messenger RNA from Protomyces lactucae-debilis, 819 nucleotides. RefSeq lists its product as uncharacterized. The record is from RefSeq and is a predicted model, not a curated record. Gene Ontology annotation, molecular function: oxidoreductase activity, acting on the CH-OH group of donors, NAD or NADP as acceptor. NCBI's taxonomy places the organism in Eukaryota, Fungi, Ascomycota, Taphrinomycetes, Taphrinales, Protomycetaceae. The transcript has a single exon. The coding region runs from base 1 to 819 and encodes 272 amino acids.